AAUCAAUUGGUUAACGUUGAGAAGACGGUUGUGUGUCUCGUUUGUAUCAUCGCGGAUCGUGUCGUCAGUGUUGUUCUACGGGGUGAUAAUGAUGAUCGCCGAAAAAAUACAUAAUAACUCGUUUCCAUUGAUUUUACGACUAAAUUCUUUUGUCGGAAUUAUUGAUUUUAAUAAAAACCACUAGUAUUGACUGAAAUCACGAUUAGAAGAUAUCUUAACGUUAAACUAAUCGGUUAGAUCUUUUUUAUUUCAAUUUUUUAAGUUCUAAGUUAGUGUCUAAAAGAGUUACUGUGAUUUGAGAAAAUAUACAAAAAUAUAAGUAAAGAUCUUUUUAUAGAGGGUACUUUUAUUUCAAUAUGAAGUCUUCAAUAAUUGGAUUUUUCAUACUCUUGAUUGGAUUAUUUACAAAUGGUAACGCUCAAUUACUAGGACGAAUUCUUGGCUUUCCCGGAGCUCGCAAUCAACAAGGUUUUGCCCCACAAUAUCAACAGCAAUACUACCAACCUCAAUACCAACAACAGUACUACCAACCUCAGCCACAACAACAACAACAACAACAACAACAACAACAACAACAACAACAACAAGCUUCUAUUUCAACAGCAGACAGUGAAGCCUACAAUCGCGACUUGAAACUUGGCAAUUUUGGUACUCUGAAUGGAGGACUUAGCCAAUCCCAAACCCAAACACGCGACUCAAAUGGUGGCUUGAGUGCAGAAAGAAGUACUUCCGCCAAAAAUGGCAUUCAAUUAGGUAACCUGGGAAUCUCUAACACCGCCACCGGAUCGCAAGCCAUAAACAAUGGUCAAGUAUCAGGAGAGUUAUCAAAUAACUUCCAAAUUGGUGAUUUUGGUGUUGAUUCAAGUAUAUCGAGAGAAAACUUGAGAAAUGGUUUUGGCAUCCAUCAAUCGAAAAAUGGUGGACUUGAAUUGGGUCUAGGCUUCUUGAAUGUUGAUUUAUCUAGAAAUAAUCCACCAGCUAAUCAAGGACAAACUGCUACCAGCGCUCAAGUUACAGCUGAAGGUGAAGCUGCCAAUGCUGAUUCAAAGAGUAAUACCGACAGUCACACGGAUCAGUUAGGAGGACUUACCAGUACUCUGACACACUCCAAGUCAAAUGCCCAAGGAUCAGCUUUGAAUGGAAAAACAACUGGCAAAGCAGCUGGUUUGAUUUCGGGUUCUCCCAAUUCUGUGGAAUCAGGUGGAUGGUUGUUCCCACGAAGAAGGUUUGUUAGACAAGGUUUCUACUUCCCAGAAGAUGAAGGAGGCUACAAUCAAGGUUUUAAUGACCGAGAAAGGCGUAGAAACAGACAUCAUGGUGGAAGACAUGGUCAAGGGCAACAGAAUUCCGGUGCUGGUGCUAAUGCCGGUGCUCAAGGAGGUUUCGGUCAACAAACUGGUGCUGGUGCUCAAGGUUUCGGAAAUCAACAACAGGGUUUCAAUAACAAUGCUCAAGGUUUUACCAAUGGAAAUGAUCCAAACUUCAUGCAACAAGCCGCUGCCAAUACCAAUUCCCAGAACAUUGUCAACGAAAACGGACAGUUUCAGGAUAAUACCGCUUCCAGUAUUACAUCGAACCUUGCCAACGAUGGUUCCUCAGGUCAAGUCAGCGCAGCCAAUACCGCUCAACAAAGUUAUCAAGACGCCGACGGUGGUUCUGGAGACAGAAACGCCGCUCAAAGUCAGUCGCUCAACUUCCAAAAAGAUCUUACUCAAGCUACAUCUUCCAAUGCCGACACAAGUUUCAUUCAAGAUGGAGAUUCUGAGAAAUCUGAAGCCAACAGUGGAGCCUCAGCUAUGGAACAGGGGCUAUUUGGCACAGCAGCUAACACAGCCAACACUAAUACCAAAACUUUCAGUGACGAAGAUGGUCGCCAAGGCUCCGAUAGCAACUCAAACAGUCAGUCAUCCUUAACCGGUCCAAAUGGUCAACUAAACACUGCCAAUACCAAUACCAAGACUUCGAGCAUCGUCAAUGCCGAUGGAUCUACCUCCAACAUAGCUGACAGUUCAUCUUCAGGUUUUUCAAACAACGGCGGUCCCGUAUCGGUAUCAGCUUCUUCCGGAACUGGCACUGGACCAAAUGGAUCAUUUUCAAAUGCCCAAGGUUUGUCAAAUGCCAAUGGCGCUAAUAGUAACGGUUUUGGACAAACUGGCUUCCAAAGUUUCCCUGGUUUCCAGCAAUUCCAGCAAGGACAGGGAAAUCGCAGAGGUCAGUUUUCACCCUUCGGUAGAGGUCAGGCCAAUGCUUUCGGUUAAAUUGUAUCUCCUCUUUUUUCUUUUUGCACAAAAAUAAAAAAAUGUGUUUCCUUGCACCUUUGA
Episyrphus balteatus (marmalade hoverfly) is the source of this 2321-nucleotide messenger RNA. RefSeq lists its product as uncharacterized. The record is from RefSeq and is a predicted model, not a curated record. The coding region runs from base 357 to 2258 and encodes 633 amino acids. The transcript is spliced from 2 exons. NCBI's taxonomy places the organism in Eukaryota, Metazoa, Arthropoda, Insecta, Diptera, Syrphidae.